Molecule: messenger RNA, 159 nt
Organism: Plasmopara halstedii
Lineage: Eukaryota; Oomycota; Peronosporomycetes; Peronosporales; Peronosporaceae
Exons: 2
Coding region: 1-159 (52 amino acids)
Source: RefSeq, a predicted model, not a curated record
AUGGGUGUUCGACUUAAUUGGACAGAUUACUUAGGCACUAUCGAAUAUGCUCAUUCGACACUUAUCAAAGCAUCCAAGGGAGAUUCUCCAUUUGAGAUUGAUACCGGGAGAAAGGAACGCUCUUCAUGGCAAAAAGGAUUUAGUCCAAAUGAUGCAUAA